Rhinichthys klamathensis goyatoka is the source of this 1954-nucleotide messenger RNA. RefSeq names its product P2X purinoceptor 7-like. NCBI's taxonomy places the organism in Eukaryota, Metazoa, Chordata, Actinopteri, Cypriniformes, Leuciscidae. The transcript is spliced from 2 exons. The record is from RefSeq and is a predicted model, not a curated record. Bases 346 to 1032 code for a protein of 228 amino acids.
CCAUUUAAGACAUGAAGUUGUAUGCAAUCCUUACCAGCACUAUAGUGUAUACACACUGACCCACUCUGUUGUCACCCCCUGUUCCGAGUUCUGACCGCUUGAAGUUUUUGAAUGAAGUACUCCCGGCUACUUUCCGGGGCCACAAAACUGUGCGUUUUUACGUGAGAAAAAGAUUUGCGUUUCAAAGCUUGAUUAAUUUAACACACAAAAAACACCCCGGGCAAAAUUCAUACCUCAGUUUUAAUGCGGCACUAUUUUCCUUCCGUUUCUAUCAAUCCGCGCUGCUGUCAAUGUCAACAGUGCGCACGUGACGAUUAGCUGUUGAUAGCGCGACUCGCUGUCAACAUGUCCGACUACGAAACUUCAGAUGAUGAAACUAAUUUUAGCACAGUGUCAGACGGAUCAGAUGAAGACAGUAAUUUUAACUCAACGACAAAGGGAUAUCUUUAUGAACCGGAGUAUACCGAUGCCGAACUUGAGCAGAUGGACAAAGAACGGGAAGAGAGUGAGCGAGAGGACAGAGAAGUUGUCCAAUCUGAUGCUGGGCCCACCACAGCUGUAGCAAGAGGCAGGAUGAAUGACAAAUGGUGGUGCACUUGUUCCAAUUGUGAAGUUAUGCCAACAGAGGUUGAAAGCUAUUGCUGCCACGAAUGGGAACUCAUCAUGCCACAGAUGCAAAACCUUUCAAUUGACGAGGAGGCCAACGCACCGUCUGUCUGCAUUACAUCCAAUGACGUGUUCCCUGCGAUGCUAAAUGCAGGUGUCCUGGAGACGUUCUUCUACAUCCCUAAAAUAAAUUGGAAAAAGCGACCCAAACCAGCUGGACUUGACGGUCAGAUGUCGGCAGAACAGUACAGACUUGUUGCCUAUCGCAUGGUGACAGAAUGGGCCCUGAAAGGAGAGAAGCUCGGCAAAGGCUACAGACGUGUUCUUCCCUCUUGUGUGGUGAACCUCAUAAGAACAAAAUAUCCAUCACCAAAUGGACAAUAUCAAGGGUUCAAGGAAUCAGAAGAAGCACACCUUUUGUUUUAGAUGUGUUAAAGAAAAAUGAUUUAUUGAACAUUGUAAUUUUUAAUAAUACUUUUUCACAUAUGUACAUAUGUACAGAAUAAACACUGUGAAUGUUUAAAUACUGUCAUCCCUGUUGUUAAGUUAUUUUCUGAGGCGGGAUGUAUGUUGUGCCACCAAGUCAUCUUUGAUUGGCUUUGGAGUGGCUGCAAUAUUGGCCGGCAGGUUGGAUGGAGGAUGUAUCUGGAAAACCUUGUCUCCAAGUGUGACAUUUUUGUCCAGCCGCCGUAACAUUACCUGCUGCACCAAGUCUUUCCUGAAGUCUUGUUUUGUUGGCUCAUAUAGUUUCCUUACAACCCACUGAUUGGAUUGCCUUGAAUAGAAGACGUUGUAUUUGUCUUUUCCUGUAAAUUAAAAGAAGAAAUUGAUCACAAAAACAGUAUUUCCAAAAUAAAUAAAUUUGCCAACAGCACAGCCAAAACAGUGUAAUGUUUGAAAGACAUGAUUAUCCACUAUAAUGCUUCCAAGUAAUAAUGCCCGGUGUUUGGAAAGAGUAAAGUAAUACUUUUUUUUUUCUUUUGUGAACUCAAAACGUCUACAGGUCAAGCCAAGUGAUAGCAUGGCAUGACAGGGUAGUUUAUGCAUUUUUCAAAUAUACAUAGAUGAUCAAUGUUUUGAAACUAGCAAUACAUAUAUUAUAACUUCAGUAUAGGCCGUUAUUACAGUACAUAUAGUAAUUUCAUUCAAGAGCGGAAUGUUGUUGAAUAGCAACUAUCUGUGUUAGUACAGUUUGAAUAGUAAUAGUUAGUACAUGUUGCAAAAUAGUAAUAUUUGGAAUAUAAAUCUCAAGUAACAUAUGGAGGUCAGGAUUUUUCUAAAAAUAUGUAAAGUUGUGAUCAGUGGUAAUGGCGAUGAUGUGCUGUAUCUGCCAUACUCACCCAACUUA